Molecule: messenger RNA, 1062 nt
Organism: Blepharisma stoltei
Lineage: Eukaryota; Ciliophora; Heterotrichea; Heterotrichida; Blepharismidae
Source: the annotation of a GenBank genome assembly
AUGAAGCUAUUAUGAUGGCUUCAUCUAUUACUAAUCAUUCCAAGUUAUUAUGCUACAGCGAAUAAUACUCCUUAUUUCCGUAAUGACAGAAAAAUACCUUACAUUUUAUCGUCAGUAUUUUUAGCGAAUUACUUCCCACUUCUAUUUUCUGAAGCUUUAUAUGAUGGCUUUUUUUGAUUAGUCACUUCUGGAUGAGAUUAUAAGUAUUUUUCCGAAGAAAUUUUAUGACUAAGCACGCCUAUCCUUAUUUUUGCAAGGCAGCACAUAUCUGUAUAUAGCUUAUACAGUUUCUGAAUAUUUGGGAUUAUAUCAAUUCUACUAUGCUCCAAAUUUGCAGAUAAAUUGAGCAAUUUUUGGCUAUCCUUGCCAGGGCUAUUUAAUUCAUUAUCCUUACUCUUUUAUUAUUCUAUUUCAAGCUCUUUAGAAUAUUUCUUAUAUUAUUUUGUUUGCUUCUCAAUUUUUAUUAUUUGAGGAAAAAAAAUUAGAUAUUAUUGAUUCACAAGUCCAAGCCCAGUCUUUUAUUUUUACAAUAUUUCAAUGCUUACUGGAACAUUACUUGCUAUAAAAACAACGUCAGUCUCUGAUAAUGAUUUAAUUGCCUGAAUAGUAUGGAUUUUAUGUGUAGGAUUAACAAUAGGAUUACCAGUUAUGAUUUUCGUUUAUUUUGGCAUAUGUUUCGAUUCAGCUCUUGAACCACUACGCUCUUCUAAUCAAGAAUUCAUCCACAAGUAUGAAAAGGAUAAAAAUUAUUUGCAUAACCAUGAGUUUGUUUUUUGUAUUUUUCAGUAUUAUAUUCAAAUAUUUUCCUUUGUAUUUGCAAUGAUAUUGACUGCAAGCAUAUUCGAAGAAAUAUUUGGGAGUUGAAAUAGAAUACUUGUAGAAUUAUUUUAUUUAGCAACUGCUGCUAUUAUAGGUAAUGUAUUGUUAUAUCCAAAUUGAAAUUGAAAUUCAAGUCGCAUUGAAGAAACUUUCAAUAUACAGAUGAAUAUUUUAGGAAUAUAUGCCCAAAUUUGGUUUUUAAGAAUUCUUGCAAAGAUUUUUAAUAAUAGCAUUUGAACCUAG